Messenger RNA from Gongylonema pulchrum, 999 nucleotides. Lineage: Eukaryota; Metazoa; Nematoda; Chromadorea; Rhabditida; Gongylonematidae. The record is from the annotation of a GenBank genome assembly.
AUGCGACUUUAUUGCUUCGUUCCGCUACUGCCUAUCUUAAUACUACACGUUCAUCGUUCGGCUAGCUAUAAAAUUUUGAUUUUCUCGCCACGUGUUGGCUACAGCCAUGUGAACUAUUUUGGUCAGAUUGCAGAUAUCCUGGUUGAAGCUGGAUACGAUGUUGUUGUAUAUUUGGUGAACAUGGAUCCGGAUGUGCACAGCAAUGGAACGAGGUUAGCGCGAGUGGUUGAGGAUUCACACUCACCGUUUUUACUGGAAACAAAAAAUCUGAACAAAAGAAUUUGGCACAAUGAUGGCGGUAGCGUACUUGAAAUUUAUAAGGUUAGGUUCACUGCAUUCUAUACUAACAAUGUACUGAAAAAUGACAAGGUGCUGGAAUAUUUACGAAGUGAAAAAUUCGAUCUCGGUAUUACCGAAGCUAUCAGUUUUUGCGGCUACAGGAUUUUUGAAAAAAUUGGCCUCAAAACCUAUAUCACAGGAUUCACCAGCAAUCUAGUUGAAAUAAUAUCGGAUAAACUUGGUGUAAGCAGUAAUCCGAGCUAUAUUCCAGAGAGCAGUGAAGCAUGGGUUCGAAUUUACUUGGACGAAAAUAUGAUAGAAAGUGUUGGGAGGAGUUCAUUUGCAUUCGUCAAUUCGGAAGAGCUUUUAGAAUUUCCUCGCCUUUUGAGUCAUAAAAUUGUAUAUAUCGGUGGUGUUGCUGUCGAAAAACCAAAACCACUAAACGAGGAUUAUGGCAAGUUGAUGGAUGCGGCGGCAGAUGGCGCUGUUUUGAUUUCAUUCGGAUCGGUGGCUAAAAGUGUGCUAAUGACUGACCAACAGAAGGAUGCGUUUUGCAAUGCAUUCAAAGCCUUCCCCAAGGUGAAAUUCAUUUGGAAGUAUGAAAUAAAUGAUAGUGUGGCGACAGAUCUUCCGAAUGUUUUCAAAGGCAAUUGGAUUCCUCAGACUGAUUUUCUUGGUAAUUUCUAUUUUUAUGCGGUUUUUGCAGCUAUGCAAUGCUGA